This is a messenger RNA of Cervus elaphus (red deer), 1460 nucleotides long. RefSeq names its product ring finger protein 151 (gene RNF151). Gene Ontology annotation, biological process: protein ubiquitination. Gene Ontology annotation, molecular function: zinc ion binding; ubiquitin-protein transferase activity. The record is from RefSeq and is a predicted model, not a curated record. NCBI's taxonomy places the organism in Eukaryota, Metazoa, Chordata, Mammalia, Artiodactyla, Cervidae.
UACCCACUCCAGUAUUCUUGACUGGAGAACCCCAUGGACAGGGGAGCCUGGCGGGCUACAGUCGAUGGGGUCUCAGAGUUGGACACAACUGAGCAAUUUAAGCCUGUGCAAACACCCACUGGCAUGGAAACCAGUUCUCUUCUGUGCCUCCUAUAUGGGGAUAUGCUAGUUUCCCAAGCUGGAAUUGGUUUACCCAUCCAUGCCUUUCCUCAUAGGUAUACCCAGGUGGUCAGAGCAGGCUCUGGGAGGCUCUCCACAUUCCAGGCUGCUGCUUUGGUACCACAGAAAUCAGGUCCUCAUUCCUGGUCUGUACCCUGGAAAUAACUGUGGGUCAGAUCCCAAGAGGCCUGGUGAUGGGUCAGUGUCUAAAGCCCCCAGAACUCUUGGGGACCUAGUCACCUCGGCGGCACCACGUGAGGAAGGAAAACAAACCGUGUGCUGUACUGGAAUCUCAGCUUUGAGGAAGUAGCCCCUAGAAGCUUGGUUCCAGCCUUACUGCUGUUUGAAGGUCAACUGUCAGCCACCUUGAAGUCAGGGGUUCCAGAGACCUGUCCUGGGUAUAAGCUGCCCUACCCCUGAGGCUCUUGAGGCAGGAGCAGAGCCAGGUGGUACCCUGGACCAGGGCUGUGAUUGGCUUGAGCUGGACAAUGCCCCUGUGAUGUCGGCCCGCUCCUGCUAUGAAAUGGCGACUCCUGAGCCCUGGCUUCAGUGGAGCUGCCGUCCAGACACAGAUCAUGAGUGGCGGGUAUGAUCUCAACCUUUUCACCAGCCCUCCCGAUUGCAACUUUCUGUGUUCUGUCUGCCACGGAGUUCUCAAGACGCCAGUGAGGUUGCCGUGCAGCCACAUCUUCUGCAAGAAAUGCAUCCUCCGGUGGCUAUCCAGACAAAAGACCUGUCCAUGCUGCAGGAAAGAGGUGAGACGGAGAAAGAUUGUCCAUGUGAAUAAACUCCAGAAGAUCAUUGGCCGCUUGGAAGUCAAGUGCAGGAACGCCGAAGCUGGCUGCCAGGUGACGUGCCCCCUGGCCCAUCGCAAGGGACACCAGGACUCAUGCCCCUUCGAGCUGAUGGUCUGCCCCAAUGAAGGCUGCACGCUGCGGGUGCCUCGUGGGGCCCUGGCUGAGCACAGGCAGAACUGCCAGCACGGUGCCCAUCAGCGCUGCUCCCUGGGCUGCGGGGCCACCCUGGGCCCAGCCGAGCGUGCAAACCACAACUGCUACCAGGAACUGCGAGAGGCCUGGUGCCAGCACCAGCAGCGCAGCCGGAGCCUGGUGCUCUGCCUGCUGCGGCACAUGCGCAAAAUGCACCGGACCACUGGCCUCAUCCGCCGGCAGCUGGCAGAAUUCCUGGAGGAAGAUGACCCCCUGCUCGCGGGUGCCCCGCAAGAGGGGGCUGAGGCCACCCCCGAAGGCAGCAUUGGGGCUGAGGUUGGGGGCCCCAGGGCCAAGCUACCUUGUAAAUAG